Molecule: messenger RNA, 1247 nt
Organism: Mucor mucedo
Lineage: Eukaryota; Fungi; Mucoromycota; Mucoromycetes; Mucorales; Mucoraceae
Exons: 2
Coding region: 193-1128 (311 amino acids)
Biological process (GO): actin cytoskeleton organization
Molecular function (GO): actin binding
Source: RefSeq, a predicted model, not a curated record
AUUUUUUAAAAAAAAAAUCUUGUUCAUCUUUUCUUCUUUUCUUUUUACAAUAAACAGGUAAUAAUAAACCACUCAAAAUCUUUUCUAAACCCCCUUACACUCAUUUUCAUUCAAUCAUUUUUCAACUAUAAUUCAAGCACCUUUUAUCUUCUUUAUUCUAUUUUUUUAUAUCCCUAUAAUAUUAAGCUCUAUAUGAAUACUACUGCAACCGAUGCAAUUACCAAUCGUAUCAGCCUUUUAUCACUCGAUCAUAAUUACGGUCAUAAAAGGCAUGAUUACUACAUCGAUAACACUAGCGAGGUAACAGUAACGACUACCAAAGAAGGCAAAUCAACAUUACCAGCCCGUCUAAACAAUGACUGGCUUGACGAAAUUGAACAUUCUUUUGAUAGCAGCUAUAAACAUCGAUCUAUCAUUGAAUCUUAUUUAGAACCGACAUGUAUAUCGCAUACUUCUUCUACCACCACAAUUCCUGUCGUCACAACGCGAUCUAAAUACUCAGCUAUCAAAUCAAGAAUGAAACGAGUAUUUCGUAUUAGCACAGUUGAUAAACAACAAACAUUAUCUCUACCAGUAUUUCCAGCCAAUGAGAAAUGGACACCGUCGAUUGAUUCUUUGUGUUCGUCUACAACAACAGCAGCAACCUCGAAUUACUCGACCAAAAGUAGCAACCGUCAUUCAUGUGGACUUUCAACUGCAUCCUUUACGAAUAAGCGAUCGAGUAAGCCAACAGACGUCAAGAGCUGCUUGAAGAAACGACAGCCCGUGAAUAACCCAAGACCCACCAGUGCAAUUGAUUUCAAAAAGAACAAUCGAUGGUCUAGUAGAUUAUCGAUGGUCAGCCCCAAUAAGAAACGCUUCUCGCAAAUGAUACUAAAGAAGAAGAAAUCGUCGACCGAUCUAUUUACAACGGUAGAGACAAAUAAGGGUAUCAGGUUUAAUAAGUUUCUUAAUGUACAUGAAACAUGGUCAAGGGAAGAAUACGAUCGUAGUUCUGAUCCCGAGGCAGUGUGUACAAAACUUACAGCCGCUUUAGCCCAAGAUAUUAAAGAAGAGUUAAACGAUUUUAAACUUCACGAAAUGGCGGUUCAUGAUUCUAGUAGAAUAAACACUCAUUUCUUUUUGUAAAAAUAAAUAUUUGAGUCUUGAAACAUUUUGUGUCAAGGAACAAAAGGGGGGAAAUGAGUAUUAUCGUUGGUACCCUCUCAUUCCAAUGUGUAUAAUUUUCUCCCUUUUUAAUCAAUCAC